Messenger RNA from Procambarus clarkii (red swamp crayfish), 3534 nucleotides. Its product is annotated as glycerate kinase. NCBI's taxonomy places the organism in Eukaryota, Metazoa, Arthropoda, Malacostraca, Decapoda, Cambaridae. Gene Ontology annotation, cellular component: cytoplasm. Gene Ontology annotation, molecular function: glycerate kinase activity. The record is from RefSeq and is a predicted model, not a curated record. Gene Ontology annotation, biological process: protein phosphorylation.
AUUACAUAAGAUUGGUAUUUCUACAUUCUUGCAAAGCGACUAACAGGCAUAACAUUUCGGAGGUAUUAACCCAUUGAACCGCUUACCCGCCGAAGCCGUAACUGUCAAAACUGUGAUGAGUUUUAUAAUACACUGUACCUGGAAAAGAUCAUCAAGGCAAAUGGUGGAGAUCUUCGACAAGCCGCCCUCUUCCUGUCCUCGUCGAGGCCACCAGGGUUAGUUGCCCUCAGGUAAAUUAGAUGGAUGAUUCCUGCAGUUUCCAGAAGGCUUGCUGUCUCUGAGACAAGGUAGUACUGUACAAAUGAAAAGUCUCACAAUGGCUGCCAAAGUUCUAAGAUCCAGUGUACAAGAAAACAUCUUAAGAAUUCAAAAGGCAUUCUUGGAUGGUGUGAAUGCUGUUCAACCACAUGAGCUUAUUGGAAAAUAUUUAAAACAAGAUACAGAUAAGUUGUUCAUUAAUGGUACACAGUUUGACCUUCAGCAAAAUGUGUAUGUGGUUGGAUUUGGAAAAGCUGUUAUUGGAAUGCUUCAGCCCAUUCAGUUAGCAUUGAUGACUUCAAAAGGUGAAUCUCACCUGAACAGAGGGAUCUUAAGUGUUCCAUUUGGGAUUCAGAGAACACUUGUUAAUAAACUUCCUUUGUUACCAAGUGAGACGUCAUACAUUGAAAUUUUGGAAGGUGCCAAAGAAAAUAUUCCUGAUGAAGCUUCAUUUGCUGCUUCUAAAAAAAUAGUUUCACUAGUGAAGGAAUUAGGAAAACAAGAUCUUUUAUUGGUUUUGAUAUCAGGCGGAGGCUCGGCUCUCCUGCCGUACCCAGUUCCUCCUCUUACAUUAGAUGAGAAAAGUGAAAUGAUUAGAUCACUAAGCCAUGCAGGAGCAUCCAUCACUGAGCUCAAUACUGUUAGAAAAGUCCUGUCUGUUACAAAGGGAGGGGGAUUGGCAAAAUUAACCAAUGCAAGAAUUGUUUCCCUAAUUCUGUCAGAUAUUAUCAACAGCCCCAUUGACAUGAUUGCCAGUGGCCCUACUGUACCUAACAGAGAUGCUCCUGGAGCUGCUGAGGAGAUUCUGAAGAAAUACAACAUAUCAACUCCAGAAUGUAUCUCAACAAUUAUUCAGAAGAAAACAAUAAAUUCUUCGUUGUCACAAUUUCCCCAUGUUACUAACCUCAUCAUAGGUAGUAACGAAACAGCUUUGGUAGGUGUUGAAGCUUCAGUAAGGGAUGAUAGCAACAGCCUCUCAUUGGUCCUCACUUCGGCUCUCACCGGUGAAGCCUCUACUGUGGGUAGAAAUAUAGCGGAGCUAAUAGUGGCCAUGACUCACAUAAUGUGUGGCCAUCAAAGUGAGCUCUCUGAGCAUUUACUCUUGGAUUUGUGUGUCAGUGUGGAUAAAAGAAAAUCCAUCACAGAAAUCUUAAUAAAGAGUUCAGAAUUCAAAUAUCCUAUAUGGUUAAUUUUUGGUGGUGAGACUACUGUUACUGUCAGAGGAUCAGGCCGAGGAGGAAGAAAUCAAGAAAUGGUCCUGUCUACCAGUGUGGCUCUAGAAGAGAAGCUUCAUGGAUCAGAAUUCAUUGGAGAAAUAAUUUUUUUGUCUGGUGGAACUGAUGGCAUCGACGGUCCUACUGAUGCAGCUGGAGCUCUCACAUACUGGUGCUCUUCAGAAAUUGGCAUCAGAUCACAAGCACAGGAAGCUCGGGAACAAGGCCUUAUUCCAGAGGACUUCCUUGGCAUCAAUGACUCCUAUACAUACUUCACUCAGCUGAGUGCUGGUCAGUAUCUUCUUAAACCUGGUCAUACUGGGACCAAUGUUAUGGAUUUACAAAUCAUUUUUAUUAAUCCAAAAUAAUGAGAGCUAAAAUAAUAUUAAUGUAUACAUACUGUAUAAGAUUUAUUGGUUGGCUUUAACUGUGGAUGCAUUAUAAUGUAAAGUAGAGAACCUCAUUGUGUGACAAUGAUGGUUUCUUGCAAUGAUCAUGUGUGCAGUGCAGCUGCAUCAGUCUUCAAUAAAGUCUCAAACUCUACAACUUCCCUGGUAUCUUGGUAUCUGUCAUAUAUAUUCUAAUGUUAAACAUGCUACUUUAUAGUGAUUGUACUGUGUAUUAUUUUACUGUUGGUUCCUCCUUGUUGUAAACUGGGGGAGCCUGCUAGGGUUACCACAGGUGCAGAGUACCGUCUAAUGGGGUUAGGAGAGGCCCAGCCCCCAGGGGAAACAGAACCAGAACCCAAAUAAAUAAUGAUGUAUGAAAAAAAGACUGCUGUCUAGAACAGAUCACCUAACCGUGAACCAGAUGGGUGAUGGAAAUUCCAGCUGAAGUUUAACUAUAAUUUAAUAUAUUUAAUUUAAAUUAAUUUCUGAAUUUAAUAUAAUUAAAUUAAUCCUAAAACCCCCAAGUGCAACAGAAAUACUUUACCAUCUCGAUCUUACUUUAAAUCUCUGACUCGCAUAGGCAGAUGAGAUGAGAUCCACAUACAACAACCUAGUGGUAAAGUCUACGAUUCCUUAAGGGACAAAUUUACUUAACCUAAAUGCAUAUAAUUAUAUCAGAUACGUGUUCAAUGGCGAGUACCUGGAACUCAAGGAUAUGACUAUGGAACACAGGAAAAUGUACACUUAAAACCGAAGGGUGGCACGUGGUAAUGGUACUUAGUUACACUUAAGAAGUAAGAGUAGGAGAGGAGGAGGGGACACCUAACCAACACGUCCAACCAAGCCCAAAGAUGCUGCAGAAGAGAGCCACCUACAUCCUUCCCAAGUGGCUCAUUGCCUGGCUUUAUCACCUGAUCAUACAGUAACCAUUUACUUAUCCUCUUAUACAAUAAUUAAUUGCCAUCAUUCAAUUCUUAGUAUAACUGUAAAAAUCAUUCAAUUCUAGUAUAAAGCCUUGAUCCUAGCUUUACAAUACACUAACAAACUAUUAUCACAGUGUAACUACAAAACUAGGAGCAUCAAAAUGCUCUUACGUCUGGCAAGGACGCAAUCGAGACAUUUUGGGGCAAGCCAGCCUGUAUAUUAACAUACACACAUUCCUUCCUUACCCCCAAACCUAACUGACUAGCCCUAUCAUAUAAUAAUAUAUUUAUUAAAACCUUUUCACCAAAUAAUAUCCAUGCAUUUAGAGCCUAUCAUGAGUGAAGGGGGUCCUAUUUCAUAUGUAAACAAUUGCUAUACGAUCCUGGACCAUCUGCCCCAGUGCAGUACUGGCCCCAGGGUCAUAACACUCUUGAACCGAUCCUGCUGCAGUAUACACCUACUUGUUGCUCAUUAUUUACAUUUAUUUUUUUUGGCAAAAUAGUCUAACUUUUGCUGAAAUAAUUAUCCAAGCGUGCUUGAGACUUUUCUGCAUCUGGUACAAUGAUUGCUUUGAUUUUUUUUUUUUAAAUUGCCUUGAUUUUCAUGUGAUUUGUACAAUAAGUUUUUAGUUCAAGGAAAAUGAGGCAGAGUAGUGGAAUGUACACUAAUAUAGUACAAUUUAUAUAUAUAAAAUACUGAAGUUAAUUCACAAAAAUAAACAUAAUUGGAAUACAAAAUUCUGACCUUCA